Molecule: messenger RNA, 6079 nt
Organism: Labrus mixtus (cuckoo wrasse)
Lineage: Eukaryota; Metazoa; Chordata; Actinopteri; Labriformes; Labridae
Product: sodium channel protein type 4 subunit alpha B-like
Exons: 27
Coding region: 243-4640 (1465 amino acids)
Biological process (GO): membrane depolarization during action potential; neuronal action potential; sodium ion transmembrane transport
Cellular component (GO): plasma membrane; voltage-gated sodium channel complex; axon
Molecular function (GO): voltage-gated sodium channel activity
Source: RefSeq, a predicted model, not a curated record
UGUGUGUGUAUGUGUGUGUGUGUGUGUGUGUGUGUGUGUGUGUGUGUGUGUGUGUGUGUGUGUGUGUGUGUGUGUGUGUGUGUGUGUGUGUGUGUGUGUGUGUGUGUGUGUGUGUGUGUGUGUGUGUGUGUGUGUGUGUGUGUGUGUGUGUGUGUGUGUGCGUGCGCGCGUGUGUCUUCCUUAACUUUCCAACUGUCUUCAGUUUUGUUAUCAUUGCGACAAUUUUGACCAACUGUGUGUUCAUGACGAUGAACAAUCCACCAGUGUCGAGCUACUCUCUGGAUUUCACAGCCAUCUACACAGUGGAGGUCAUCGUGAAGGUCAUGUCCCGAGGCAUUCUCAUUGGAAGAUUCUCUUUCGUGAGAGAUCUGUGGAACUGGUUGGACAUCCUGGUCAUCAUACUAGGGUAUGUGUCAUUGUUUGUCGAUUUGGGGAAAGUUUCUAUUCUUUCUUCAGCUCUUCAAGUCCUGAAGCUUCUCCCACUAAUCCCAGGUAUGAAGACGACUGUCAGCACUCUCAUCCAAUCAGGGAGGCGUCUGGUUGGUGUGAUGGUGCUGACUGUGCUCACCCUCAGCAUUUUGGCUCUGAUUGGUCAGCAGUUGUUCAUGGGAAACCUGAGGCAGAAAUGUUUUCUCUUGCAAUCGAAAGAAAUGGACAACACAACUAGAUACUAUGGCAACGGAAGAGGAGGCAGCAACUUUAAUUACAGCGAUAUCCUGAAUGAACAAGCAGUCUACUUCCGUCCUCAUGAAAUGGAUGCUCUGCUGUGUGGAAACAGCUCUGAUUCCGGGUUGUGUCCGGAGGGAUUCACAUGUGUUAUGUGGGGAAGGAACCCAAAUUACGGCUUCACCAGCUUCGACACGUUCGGCUGGUCUCUGCUGAAUAUGAUCAGACUGUUGACUCAGGACUUCUGGGAAAACCUGGUGAUGAUGACAUUACGUGCAGCAGGAAGAGUGUACCUGAUCGUCUUCGUACUCAUCUUCUUCCCCGGCUGUUUCUGCCUACUCAGCCUUAUUGUGGCCUCGGUUGCCAUGGCAAUCAGCGAACAGGAACAAGCUGUCAUUGUUGAGGCUCUCCGGAAAGAAAAAGAGUUCAUUCAGAUCCAGGAGGCACUGAAGAGGAAUGAUAAACACGAGCAGGUGGCCUGCAGGGGGAGACCCUCAGAAACAAAGACUGGUGAAACGGAGGAAAAAUCCACUGAGCUGGAAGGCUCAGAUGGCUCGUGUUCACCAUGCUGCGUCCUCUGUCUGAAGUGGAACUGUUGUGGUUGCUGGCAGUGGCUCAAACAGCGGCUCCACACCUUGGUCAUGAACCCUUUCUUCGAACUUAUAAUUGUACUCUGCCUGAUCGUCAACGUAAUCUUCAUGGCAAUUGAACAUUUUCCGAUGACAGAGCAGUUUGAAGAGCUGCUUUCCAUCGCUCAUCUGGUCUUCACCUGUAUCUUCAUCGCUGAACUGUUGCUCAAAGUUGUAGCCAUGGACCCAUACGGAUACUUCCAGGUGGGCUGGAACAUCUUUGACAGCAUCAUCGUCGUCAUCAGUCUUAUAACUCUAUUUACGUAUCAUGACCAUUCCUAUAUACUGUUGCUGCGAGUCUUCAGGUUGGCCAGGUGGUGGCCGUCUUUCCACAUGUUGCUAAAGAUGGUGUGGACGUCGUUGAGGGCUCUGAUGAACCUGACUCUGGUCCUGCUCAUCCUGGUGUUUGUGUUCAGUGUGGUCGGCAUGCAGCUGUUCCAUGAGGACUACAAAGACUGUGUCUGUCGCAUCGCUCAGGACUGCACACUUCCACGCUGGCACAUGAACGACUUCUUCCACACCUUCCUCAUCAUCUUUAGGGUCCUGAUAGGAGACUGGAUUGAGACUACAUGGGACUGUAUGGAGGUCUCAGGUCCGGCCAUGUGUCUGAUUUUCUUCAUGGUGGUUAUAGUCAUCGGAAACCUGUUGGUCCUGAAUCUGUUCCUGACCAUGGUACUGAGCUGGUUCAACGGUGACAGUCUGCUGCUUUCAGAGCGAAAGGAGAAAAACAACCUUGACAUCGCCAUAGACCAGAUCAAGAAAGCUUUCUGGACUUUGCUGGGGAAGGAAAAACCAGAGCACACAGAUGAUAACAGUAAGGACAGCAACAGGAAGGAGUACCUGGCCUUGGAUGUUGUGACUUCAGACCAGCCGGUGUCCGAGAAUCAAGACCUCAGCGGGAAAACCAGCAAGCAUGUUGACACUAAGUCCCAGAGCGCCCCCAUUGCUGAGAUCGAGGAUGAACUGAAAACGACUGACGAUAAAGAAGAAAGAGUGAAAAGAAGUGAUGACGACGUGCUGAAUCAUCCUGAGUGUGAGCAGGACGAACACAAUAAAGGUGUUAAGGGAAACACACCUGAGGACUGCUGCUGUGACAAGUGUUACCGAUGCUGUCCGUUCUUGGACUUCAACAAGUCCCAGGGUACAGGGAGGGUGUGGUCUAACUUCAGGAGAAGCUGCCUCUCCAUCGUUCAGCACAGAGUCUUUGAGGCGUUCAUGAUCAUCAUCAUCGUGCUGAGCAGUGCAGCUCUGGUGUUCGAGGACAUUCACCUGCCACAGAGGCCGGUCUUAAAGAUUGCUGUGGAGACGGCAGACCAGGUGUUCACCUUCAUCUUCCUGCUGGAGAUGCUUCUCAAGUGGAGCGCCUUUGGACUUAAAAAAUACUUCACCAACGGGUGGUGCUGGCUCGACUUCCUCAUCUUAAACGUGUCUCUAACAUGUGUGACUACUGACCUGUUGGGACUCUCUAAACCACUAGCCACCCUCUGGUCUCUGAGAGCCCUGAUACCUUUGAGGACCCUGUCCCGCUUCCAGGGCCUGAGGGUGGUCAUUCAGACUCUGGUGCAGACCCUGCCCACCCUGGUUAACGGUGUUUUGGUGUUUUUGAUCGUGUGGUUGAUCUACAGUAUUCUGGGCGUGAACCUGUUUGCAGGGAAGUUUUGGUACUGUUACAAUGAGACGGCAGGGGAGUUCUUCACAGAAGAGGAUGUGGACAACAAGACCCAGUGUUUUGAGCUGAUGUAUUUAAACUUCACCGACAUCAGCUGGAAAAACAUCAAGAUAAAUUUUGACAGCGUGGCGAACGGUUACCUGUCGCUGCUGAGCAUGGCGAUGUCGAGCAGCUGGUUUGAUGUCAUGUACGCAGCUGUGGACUCCAAACAGGUGAACUCUCAGCCGGUCUAUGAGUACAACCUAUACAUGUACCUGUACUUCAUAUUCUUCAUCAUCAGCACCUUCUUCACCUUCAUCUUCUUCAUCAGAGUCAUCAUCGACAGCCUGCAGACAGGCAGGACAGGGAAACAUUGUUUUGCAACGGAGGAUCAGAUGAAAAAAAUUGAAGCUUUGAAAAUUCGUCUCUUGAGUAAAUCGCAGAAACCAGCUCCCCGUCCUCAGAACCCAUGCCUGGCUCGGCUCUUCGACCUGGUGACCAGUCAGUGGUUUGAGGUCUUCAUGGUGGUGGUUGUCUGCCUGAACAUGGUGGUUCUGAUGGUGGAGACUUGGGAUCAAAGCUUCGAGACGGAAAACAUCCUGCACUGGUUCCAGUUCGUCUUCCUCAUCAUUUUCCUCAUGGAGUUCAUCAUGAAGAUCAUCCCACUCCGACAACACUACUUCACCUCAGGCUGGAACAUCCUGGACUUUGUGGUGCUACUGUAUCUCCUCAUAGGCCUCUUUAUCUCUGAUCUCUUGGAAAAGUAUUUCAUCAUGCCCACCUGGUUUUCAAUUUUGCGAUUGGUUCGUGUCAUGCGUGUGAUCCAUCUUGUUCAGGGUGGGAUCAGGAAGCUGCUUUCAAACUUUAUGAUGUCACUUCCUGCCCUCUUCAACAUCAGCCUCCUCCUCUUCCUCAUCACGUUCAGCUUCUCCAUCUUUGGCAUGUUUAACUUUGCCUACAUAAAGAAGGAGUUUGGGAUCGAUGACAUGUGGAACUUUGAGACGUUCUGGAACAGUCUGACCUGCAUGAUAAUGACCUCCUCCACCUCCGGAUGGAUCGGCUUCCUGUUACCCAUCAUGGACACGCCUCUUGACUGCGACCCUUUCAUGGAGAACCCGGGAGUGAUGGGCAUCGGAAACUGUGGCAACCCCAUGAAGGGUGUCAUCUUCUUCACCACCUAUAUCAUCCUGACCUCCCUGCUCCUGGUUUACCUGUACAUCGCUGUCGUCAUGGAGACCUUCAGUUUAGAGGACGCAGGGUCCCUGAGUGACGAAGGCCUCCAGAUGUUUUAUAACACCUGGAUGAAGUUCGACCCCGACGCCACGCAGUGCAUACAGAAUACUGAGCUGUCAGAGUUCUGCAGUGCUCUGCAGGGUCCUCUGAAGAUUCCAAAACCAAACUCCAUCAAACUGACCAACAUGGAGCUUCCUCUGCUGCCUGGAGACAAAAUCCACUGUAUGGACAUCCUGUCAGCCCUGCGUGCACAGGUGUUUGGUGAUUCAGGCGAUGUGGAUGCUCUUAAAGACAGACUGCAGGACAAAUUUAAUGAAAACUCCCCCAAGGUGUCAAGUGAACCGAUCAGCAGCACUCUGCAGGGGAAACUAGAAGAGGAGGUGGCGAUGGUGAUCCAGCAUAAGGACGCAGAGGAGGUGGCUGACGGGUCUAUGGGCGGUGCUAACGGAGGUUCAGGUGUUUAAGACUCCUCCCACUCUGCUGGAUGAGAACCUGAAUGAGUCAAGAACAAAUCGCAUUUAUUAAAGCAUAUAAAGCUUAUUAAGCAUAUAUCCAUAAUUAGCAUAACUGUAUCACUGUUAAUCAAUAUUUCAUAUUCAGCUGAUCAUUAACUAAUUCACACUGCUGUUAAUUUGCCUAUGCUAUGCUAGCAGAGCUAAAUGCUAAAAUGAACCAGCUAACGUGAGCAGAAACACCAUGGCUAACACAGACUCAUAGCUUACGUAACUAACACAAAAUCAGAGCUUACGUAGCUAACACAGACUCAGAGCUUACGUAGCUAACACAGAAUCAGAGCUUACGUAGCUAACACAGACUCAGAGCUACCGUGGCUAACACAGCCUCAGAGCUUACGUAGCUAACACAGACUCAGAGCUACCUUGGCUAACACAGCCUCAGAGUUUACGUAGCUAACACAGACUCAGAGCUAACGUGGCUAACACAGACUUUUAAAAAAGUUUCUCUCUAGUAGUGUGACGUCCAGAUUAUUCCACAUCACUAACCACUCUGUUGACCUGAUCGUGUAGCGUGCUAAUGUGUGUUAGUACGUUAGCAUCUGAACUCAGUGGCCCUUUUCAGAGAGCAGAUCCAAUGCAAAUUCUGAGCCGGUAACCCUGAAAUCAGGAAAAUGGUAAAUUUAGCUCUGACUCAAUAGUAUGGUAAUUCUAGCUCUGACUCUGUGAACCUUACCUGUUCGGAAGCAGGUUGUCUUGAAUGAACCUGAGUUAUUCUCCAUCUCCUCUUUCAGAGCCAGAAACACUUUCAUUUCCUCGCUCUGUCAUUCAGUUUGUAUCAUGCUGUGUUAGUGGAGAUACACCGUUGGUCUGAAUAAAAAACAGGUUAUUUUAAUGUUUCAUGAUAGGUGUUUUAUAUUAAAUAAAUAUACUACAUUCAAACUUACAUGCUGACUCGAGCAGCAUUUUUCUCCCUCACCACUUCUCUCUGCUUUGCUGCUGCAGCAGAGUUAGUUUAAAAACAUGUUCCUACUCACUGAAUGUCCACAUGAUGAUUUAUAAUUCAGAGGGAGAAAGUACAAGGACCUCUUUAUGUCACCUGUUGCUUUGUUAUAUCGUAGUAUCUGGGCUCCAUUAAUGUUGUCUUUUAAAGUCAUGCUGCACGCGCUGAGCAACAAGUGAACCGACUCAGAGGGGAGUGAACUCAAAUCAGCUGUUCUGUAAUGUUUCCCACCUGAGGAUACAUCACCUCACAGCUCAGGGUUAGACUGAGAGUUUGUUCAACCUGAUACAGGCUCCAGGUGAACACAGGGGGGCGCUGCUCCCUUCUUCUUUGAACACUUUUGCUAUUUUUGAUACUUUGAUAUGUUUGAAACCUUUAUAUUUUCAUAUUCUUACUGUUUGUUUAUUUUUAGACUGACUAACAAAGAGAAUAAAAAACAUCCUAUUCA